Molecule: messenger RNA, 552 nt
Organism: Tarenaya hassleriana
Lineage: Eukaryota; Viridiplantae; Streptophyta; Magnoliopsida; Brassicales; Cleomaceae
Exons: 1
Coding region: 1-552 (183 amino acids)
Source: RefSeq, a predicted model, not a curated record
AUGGGAGAACAUCGGGAAUUCGGACCAGAGAUUGUUGAGGAGACCACGGAGGUGAUCCGGAGAAUUCGCUUCAACCUGAAGACGGCGCAGGACAGGCAGAAGUCCUAUGCCGAUUGGAGGAGACGUGACUUCUCAUUGGAAGUAGGAGACCUAGCCUUUCUCCGAGUCCAGGCCGUGCGAGGACACGUGAGGUUCGGACAAAGCGGGAAGCUGAAGCCGCGAUAUAUCAGACCAUACCCAGUGAUAGCCAAGGUUGGGGAUGUGGCAUAUCGUCUCACGUUACCACCUGAGUUGGGUAACGUCCAUGAUGUGUUCCACGUGUCGAUGUUGCGAAAGUACGUGGCGGAUCCUUCUCACAUACUUCGACCACAAGAAUUGGAGUUUACAGAUGCUACGCAUUUCAGAGAUGAGCCAUUGCGGAUUUUGGAUCGGAAGGCGGACGAAGGAGGUGCCGUUGGUAAAGGUCUUAAGGCGCAACCAAGGAAUCUCAUAUAUGACGUGGGAACCCGAGGCAGAAAUGCGCGUGAUGCCUACCCCCAUUUAUUUGUUUGA